This is a messenger RNA of Helianthus annuus (common sunflower), 1134 nucleotides long. RefSeq lists its product as uncharacterized. Gene Ontology annotation, molecular function: zinc ion binding; nucleic acid binding. NCBI's taxonomy places the organism in Eukaryota, Viridiplantae, Streptophyta, Magnoliopsida, Asterales, Asteraceae. The record is from RefSeq and is a predicted model, not a curated record. The coding region runs from base 1 to 1134 and encodes 377 amino acids. The transcript is spliced from 2 exons.
AUGGUCAGAGCUGAUAUCACUGGAUAUACGCAAAGCUUUCACGACCUGUCCCGCGUGAUUCCUUAUCUUGUAACACCUGAAUACAAGCGUAUCGAGCGCUACAUCUGGGGACUUUCUCCCAAGAUUCGGAGUUUGGUUACUGCAGCUAAGCCCACGACUAUUACUCAGGCUGUGACUAUAGCCGUGAGCCUCACUGAAGACGGGGUCAGGAUGAAUAUAUUCUCAGAGAAAGGUGAUGAGAAGAAGGAAACACAUGUCGAGUCUUCCAACAGUGGGAAGAGGACGCGACAGAAUAACUCGCAAAAGGAUGCAAGGGCGUUUGUAGCCACAAACGACACUGGUCCUAAGAAGUACGCUGGUACUUUACCCAAGUGUGAGCCUUGCAAAUAUCAUCAUUUGGGCGAUUGUCGGGUUGUCAAGUGUGACAAGUGUGGCAAGAAUGGCCACCGUGCUGAAUCAUGUUGGGGAACGGGAAAUAAUACUGGAUCGGGAAGUGGAAAUGGUAACAAGAAUGGGAAUGGAAAUGGGCGUGGUCAAGGAUGCUUUAGAUGCGGAAGCAAGGAUCACUUCAAGAAAGACUGUCCUAAAGAAAACCCAGCUCAGGGUAGGGCAUUUGUGAUCGGAGCAAAGGAUGCGCGCCAAGACCCUAAUGUGGUCACUGGUACGUUCCUCAUCAACAAUCAUUUCGCAUCCAUAUUAUUUGAUACCGGUUCCGAUUUUAGUUUUAUUUCUAUGGACUUUAAAAAUAUUGUGGGCAUAGAAACAAGUAAGUUACAUGUGCCUUACUCAAUAGAAUUGGCAAACGGUAAACUAGUCGAGUCCGGGGAAGUUGCUAAGGGAUGUUCCUUAGAACUUGGCGAACAAACAUUCAAAAUCGAUCUCUUACCCGUGAAGUUGGGUAGUUUCGACGUAGUGGUCGGCAUGGAUUGGUUAUCCGAUAACCGAGCCGAAGUCGUGUGCCAUGAGAAGAUCAUAUGCCUACCACUAGCGAACGAAGAGACACUUGUUAUUCAUGGAGAGAAGCGCGACAUGCCAAUGCGGAUUAUCAACUGUAUGAAGGCACAGAAGUGCUUACGGAAGGGUGGUAUUGCAUUCCUUGCGCAUGUUGUUGACAAGAAGGCCGAGGGGCCGUAG